AUGAGCUCAAUCUCCAAUACUAGAGUUCCUCUGAUUGAUCCAGCAGCGCAAUCUUUGGAGGACAAAAGAGCCAAUGAAUACGGGCCUUUAACGUCCAAGGAAUACCUUCAUGAAACUAGCAGUCAACAGGGAGAACCACUCCAAGAACCCAUAGCAGACACACCACCUUACUAUGUUGUGGUAAUUACGUAUUUGAACUACUUGAUCCUCAUCAUUUUGGGCCAUGUUCACGACUUUUUAGGACUAACAUUCCAGAAAGACCGUCAUCAGGAUAUCAUGGAGAAGGAUGGCUUGGCACCAUGGUUUUCGAAAUUCGAGAGUUUUUAUGUGAGACGCUUGAAAUUGCGUAUUGAUGACUGUUUUUCAAGGCCUACAACGGGUGUUCCUGGCAGAUUCAUCUCCUGCAUCGACCGUAUCUCCCAUGACCUUAACAGUUAUUAUACCUACCCAGGCACUGCAACGAUGUGUUUGAAUUUGUCAUCGUACAACUACUUGGGUUUUGCUCAAAGUGAGGGACCUUGCACGACUGCAGCUUUAGAAAGUGUUGAUAAAUACGGUGUUUGUGCAGGUGGUCCAAGAACGCAGCUUGGAACGUCUGAUCUUCACUUAGAAACUGAAAAAUUGGUUGCAAGGUUUGUCGGUAAAGAAGACGCUAUGAUUUUUUCCCAGGGUUACGGUAGCAAUGCCAAUUUCUUUAAUUCUAUCUUGGAUCCGAAAUGUUUGGUCAUCUCAGAUGAACUCAAUCACACCUCAAUUAGAACAGGAGUUCGUCUUUCGGGUGCCACGGUUAAGGCCUUCAAGCACAACAAUAUGGAAAACCUGGAGAAACUGAUUAAGGAACAGAUUGUGAGCGGACAGCCCAAGACUCAUAGACCUUGGAAGAAAAUCAUGAUUUGUGUCGAGGGUCUAUAUUCGAUGGAGGGAACUAUGUGCCACUUGCCUAAGCUUGUGGAAUUGAAGAACAAGUACAAAUGUUAUCUCUUCGUGGAUGAGGCACAUUCGAUUGGUGCCAUCGGCGCUCGCGGACGUGGUGUAUGCGAUUAUUUCAACAUGAGCCCUUCAAAUAUAGACAUCAUGAUGGGUACCUUCACCAAAUCCUUUGGAGCUGCAGGUGGGUACAUUGCGGCUGACAAAAAUAUUGUCGACAGACUAAGAUGCGACUUGACCACGACUAACUACAGCGAAUCUGUUCCACCUCCAGUUCUAGCGCAGACAUGUACUUCUUUGAGAAUCAUUGCGGGAGACCUUAACCCGGGUGAAGGUCUUGAAAGACUCCAGCGCAUCACUUUCAAUUCUAGAUACCUGCGCUUGGCUUUGAGAAGACUUGGAUUUAUCGUCUACGGUGUAGCCGAUUCUCCUGUCGUACCCAUGCUUUUGUACGCGCCCUCCAAGAUGCCUGCUUUUUCGAGAAUGAUGCUGCAAAGAAAGAUUGCGGUGGUGGUGGUUGCAUACCCUGCGACGCCUUUAAUUGAAUCUCGUGUGAGAUUCUGUAUAUCGUCUGCAUUAACCAAGGAAGACAUCGACUACUUGUUGCGCCACGUUAACGAAGUAGGUGAGAAACUCUUUCUCAAGGUGAGUACCGGUAAGAGCAGCGUUUCACGCAAUGGCAAGCCUCAUAACUGGGAUAUUGAUGAAGUUAUCAGAUUGACACCCGCAGACUGCAAAGACGACAAAUAUUUCAAAGAGUGA
This is a messenger RNA of Lachancea lanzarotensis, 1689 nucleotides long. It is a transcript of the gene LCB2, whose product is annotated as LALA0S07e01882g1_1. The transcript has a single exon. The coding region runs from base 1 to 1689 and encodes 562 amino acids. Lineage: Eukaryota; Fungi; Ascomycota; Saccharomycetes; Saccharomycetales; Saccharomycetaceae. Gene Ontology annotation, cellular component: serine palmitoyltransferase complex. Gene Ontology annotation, biological process: ceramide biosynthetic process; sphingosine biosynthetic process. The record is from RefSeq and is a predicted model, not a curated record. Gene Ontology annotation, molecular function: serine C-palmitoyltransferase activity; pyridoxal phosphate binding.